Molecule: messenger RNA, 969 nt
Organism: Rodentolepis nana
Lineage: Eukaryota; Metazoa; Platyhelminthes; Cestoda; Cyclophyllidea; Hymenolepididae
Source: the annotation of a GenBank genome assembly
AUGACAACUUUUUAUAGCCUUCACCAUCUUAUUGACCCUGCUCUUCUCCUCCUGUCUGAUAGCACAUCGCUGCUUCGACGAGUGCUCAGUGCCAUUGGUAGUUUUGUUUCGCCCACACCAGCAGAGGAACAAGCUGUUAUUGCUUUGGUUGAUCGACUUUUUGCUGAGUCAAUGAAUGUUAUCAAAGGCAUCGCCUUGAGUCUUGAUCUGCCUACUCAUAUGCCAGAGUCCUUCUACUCGAAGUUGCCUUUUCGACGUUCGAAUCCCACCAACACCACCAACAACAACCUCAAAUCUCUUAUGGAGGAUUUUGAGCUGCUCACUUUCUACUGCAAAUCCAACGAAUUUCUGAAGGCAGUAGCGCCAGCCAACAUCUCCUUAGACUUCGUCCAGCACGCAAUGGAUAAGCUGGAGAAUGUCGCCAUUUGCCUUCUUGCUACUUACUUCCCUGUGGAUGUACUGGAGGAGGCCUAUGCUUUAGGUAGUUCCUGCUCGGACCGUCUCAAUCUCCUCCUCUGCCUCGACGUCCCCGCAGUUCGUGAUAUCACGCCUUUUCCCGCCUUCCGACCUAAAAAAGACCACCUCAUACGUUUCGGCUACUGCCAGUACCAAUUCGCCUCUUUUCUUGCCUACCUCUCCAUUAUGCCAGGAUCGGUUGAAACUCUUUCGUUGCCUUCUUUAGAAAGUUGGCUUAACCUUUGGACCGCAUCUCAGGACAUUCGACUACAACUUCUUUCUGCCAAAAUCGCCCACAAUAUCCAAGCCCAUAAACAGUUGAACUCCACCAGACAAGAAUCCAACGAAGACGAAGUGGAAGUACCAUCGGAUAUCAGGAAGCCCAUAUUCUACCUCUCUGAUGGUCCAUUACCAGUUCCUCGAUCUGCUCAAAGCCCCUCAAAGACAAAUAAGGUCUUGAACCCACCUGUCAUCUAUGGACCAGAUAUAUUCAAACUAGAUAAACGAAGGUAA